Messenger RNA from Talaromyces proteolyticus, 2400 nucleotides. Its product is annotated as fungal-specific transcription factor domain-containing protein. Gene Ontology annotation, molecular function: zinc ion binding; DNA-binding transcription factor activity, RNA polymerase II-specific; transcription cis-regulatory region binding. The annotation marks the transcript as partial. Gene Ontology annotation, biological process: positive regulation of transcription by RNA polymerase II. The record is from RefSeq and is a predicted model, not a curated record. NCBI's taxonomy places the organism in Eukaryota, Fungi, Ascomycota, Eurotiomycetes, Eurotiales, Trichocomaceae. Gene Ontology annotation, cellular component: nucleus. The transcript has a single exon.
CGCAAACGACGCAAGAGAACCACUGCCGGCGGUGCGGCCGAUGACUGCUUUGCAUGCGCAAAUGCCCGCGUCAAAUGCGACCGCCGACGGCCGUAUUGCACCCAAUGCCUCGAGCGAGGGAAGGGCUGCUCCGGGUAUAAAACCACCUUGACCUGGGGGGUCGGCGUGGCCAGCCGUGGCAAACUGCGAGGCCGCUCGCUCCCAGUGUCCGACGGACAGGGAACAUCCACGUCACCCAAGGAGCGCAGGCAGAGCACAUUCAAAUCCGCCCCUGUGCAUCCUCACCCCGAACAAUUGCCUGCCGAAAACCCUCCGGCUGUUGUCUCUGCCGAGAGUCAGCAGUGGCCGGCAACGAGCGCUCAACCCCAGCUGGCCUCGCACAGUGCCGUACCGCUCCAAGAUCAUGUUUUCGACACAAGUGCGCCGUCAGCUACUGUGCACAUACCCGAUGGUGUACAGCAUCUCUCAUCUUAUUCAUUCGACCUCCACGCGACUUCGACCGGAGUAUCGGAACCAUCAGCAGAGGCAUGGAUGCACCCCUCAGGAAUCGCCCCCAAUAUUCAAUACGAGGCGAAUAGCUGCAAUAUUCAUGCAGAUCAUGACCAGCCUGUUCCAUUGCAAUGGCCGCCUACCGUCACAGGCAAGCGGCCCACGUCCCCUGACGAAGACCCGGAGGUUGACGAAUUCUACUCCACGCCAGUAUACUCUUCGAGCCAGCCUUCAGUAAUCAUAUAUCAAGCUGACCAAGGCCAGUGGACACUUCCACAUGGCCCCUUUGCCAAUUCCUUGCCUGACCUACUGCUAGAACAGUCGGUGGGCCGCACACCGCGUAUUCGGUAUUUAAUUAGCUACUUUGCAGAAGUUAUCGCUCCUGUGAUAGUUGCGUUCGAUAGCCCUACCAACCCGUACCGCACGCGAAUUCUGCAGUUAGCGCACCAUAGCGAUACCCUGCAGCACGCCAUUGCGGCCCUGUCAGCCAGCAAUAUACGUCAAAGGCGAGAGGAAAAGAUUCUCUCGACCGAACGAACGGAGCCGGCUCGCAUGUCAUCAAUGGCUCACCGCGCGCUUACAGAUGCAUCAUUCCAGGCGCGGUAUGGAAUCAAGGACAUUGGAGGAAACAAUCACGAAGAAGUCCUCCACAAAUCGGUAGCAAUCAGAUCGUUGAAUGCACAGCUAGCCGAUCCCUCGAAACGGCACCAUGAUUCAGUGUUGGCAACAUUGCUGAUCCUGUGUCUGUUCCACAUCUGCGAGACUGGUGUGGCUCAAUUCCAGACUCAAUUCGCAGGAGUGCGGAAGCUGCUGGCGAUGCGAUCCCGUACCAAUGCUAUAGAAUCAGAGGAGGCCAAGUGGUGCACGAGGAUGUUUACCUGGUUUGAUGCAAUGACAGCAACCAUCAACAACCGCGAGGGCCAGCUGCAAGGACCCCUUCUUGACAUGACCUGCUUUUCUGAUGAAGAGUGGGCACUCGAAAACCUGGCCGGUUGCGAUGGGCGGCUGUUCAAGAUCAUUGCCCGACUCGGCCGCCUGAACAUCCUCGCCCAAAACCAACCGGUCGACCGUUCAUAUGACAUGGACCCACCUACUGCCAUGCCUGUUUUGCCGCAGUCGAUCUCGCAUUACACGCCCAACGGGAUGAAUGCUGCCUAUGCGGCGAAUCUCUACGCGAACCCGCAAAUACAGUCUGGUAAUGCGGAGUUCUGGACUGAGUGGCACUCGAUACGACAGCAACUAGAAUCCUGGCGACUCGAUGUCCCUUCUUUGGCCCCCGGCUACGAUCCAAAUACCCUCUCCCCUCCCUAUUCCGGCUGUUCAUCUUCGUCGUCUCCGACAUCUGCGCCGACCUUUACACCGCUUCCGACGUCUCCAGGCUCAAAUCAUCUAGUGGCACCAAAGAAUCUCAUCGACUUAUCAAAUAUCUCAGAAGCGUUCCGGUACUCUGCGUUACUAUACACUGAGCGCCUCGCAUAUCCCGACCUCCCGUCUACGCACCCACGCAUUCAAACCUUCGUCCUCACCGCGAUGCACUAUAUCGCGGCCGUUCAUUCUGAUGUCUAUCUGCUAUGGCCGCUAUUCAUCACCGGGUCUGAAUGUGUUUACGUCGAGCACCGGGCUGCCAUCCGGAACCGAUGCAGAGAUAUCCAGAAAGACUCUGGCUUCUACAACAAUAUCUCUUGUCUCGAACUCCUCGAGAAAAUCUGGGCCAAAAACCCGACCGUCCAAGCCCAAGACCAGACCCUAUACAACAACUUCAAUGGACUACCCGGCAACCUGGUGUCCCACCUUCGCACACAGGUCCACAAUGGCCAAGCUGGCGAGUCGGCCGUUCGCCACGAGAACGGGUUCAAGUGGCAGAGCAUUAUUGAGAGUGAAGGGAUCGACGGCGAAUACAUCGUUGUCUAG